This is a messenger RNA of Calliphora vicina (urban bluebottle blowfly), 359 nucleotides long. RefSeq names its product pupal cuticle protein C1B-like. The transcript has 2 exons. The record is from RefSeq and is a predicted model, not a curated record. Bases 29 to 331 code for a protein of 100 amino acids. Lineage: Eukaryota; Metazoa; Arthropoda; Insecta; Diptera; Calliphoridae.
AACCAAAACUACACAAACUCAACCAAAAAUGUUCAAAUUCAUCGCUGUUUGCUUCUUCGCUUUGUUGGCUGUAGCCGCUGCUAACCCCGGUCUUGUAGCUCCUUUGGCUUAUACCUCACCUUUGGCUUACUCUGCUCCCUUGACUUAUGCUGCUGCUCCCGCUGUUGUUGGUCAUGCAUCCUACGUAGCUCCUUAUGCCUCCACCUACAAUGCCCACCAUGUUGCUCACUCUGCUGCCUUCCCUGCCACUUAUGCUGCUGCCCCAGUAGUUCACGCCGCCCCUGCUCAUUAUGCCACUCCCUUCGCUGCUCCUCUCUUCUUGAAGAAGUAGAUCAGAGAACUGAAUUUGAAUAAAUAAA